GUGGCAGUUGGAUAGGACACUAAGUGGGAACCAAUACGUCCUCUAGUGUCGUAUAACUGCUGUCCGAAUUAAGCGCUCAGUAGUGUCUUACUGGCUCUUUAUCGCAGUUAACACUCUCCGAGUCGACCGUAGCUCUGAUAGAGCUUUUCCAGUAAUAAAUUGUUUGAUAAAGUUUUCACAGAGAUUAUCGCCGAAGUAUCCGCUCAAUUAUCUCGAAAACACGCAUAACGUGCCCCAGCUGGGUCUGAGUCAGCAAGCGUUCAGUCAAAGUGAUACGCGUUAGCAUAGUCAGACUCGCUGCAAAUUCUGUUCAAUUCGAGGCCAGAUAAUGUCCAAUUUAAGGACGAAAAAUGCGCGAAUCCUUCAAACGCUUAAAGUGCACACGAGUGAUGUCACCUCAAUGGAGUUCUGGGGCAAUACCCUGUUAGCAACAGGUUCCAGUGAUAAAACCGUUCGUAUAUGGAAGUGGACAGUAGGGGAAGGAUUUGUGGAAGAAGAUUUCUCUCCAUUAUUGGGACACAAAUAUGGAGUAACCUGUGUUCGAAUUUCACCACAAGGCGGCGUUUUGGCAUCAUCAUCCAUAGAUGGUACUAUCAAUCUUUGGGACAUCACAACAGGCGAGAGAACUGGAUCGAUUUAUCAAGAAAAUAGCGAGCCUAUCCGAGCUUGCUUAUUUAGCCCCGAUGGAUUUGCAAUGGCUUCAGCAGAUGACACUGGCAGCGUGUGCAUAUGGGGAAAGGACAGAAGUUUAUUGAAGACUUUGAAACUACAUGAGGAAGCAGUGCACACAAUUGCCUUUUCAGCAGAUUCAAAUGUUCUUCUGACGGCUUGCACAAUAGGAAAUGUGAGGAUUUCACCAAUCGACAGUACAGCCGAAGGCACAGAGGCUAUCUGCUCGAUUGACAACGCACAUGACCUGGGAGUUCUCUCGGCUGACUUCUGCAAAAUCAUCAAUAAUGAUCCUUUAGAUAGCCAAACGCUCAUCUAUACAGCAGCAACAUGUGGGACAGACCACUUUAUCAAGCUAUGGCGUUUCUAUUUUAAACAAAGUUCAAGUUGCGGUAGCGGAUGCAAGUCGUCGAGACUAGUUCCGCAAACUCCUUCAGCACAUAUCUCAGGAUCAUCUACUAUUUAUAGUACGGAGUCAAUGAAUGCUGAAUGUGUCCUCACAAUUCAAGCUCAUGGAAGUUCGGUAACAUGUGUUAGGUUUAACGCGCAGGGAACAUAUCUGGUCAGCUCCAGCUUGGACAAAACGUUGAGAAUAUGGGACCUUCAGGGCAAUUGCAUUAAAACUCUAGCCGAGCACACUCGGUAUGUCAAUUGUCUCUCCAUCAAUCUUUCGUCAACGAUAAUUGCAUCAGGAUCAAACGACAGAACUAUUAUUAUUUGGGACACCACUUCCUCUUUGACUGUCGAUUCACAUCUAUCAGAUCCAUCAACAUUGGUCCUUGAUUUGGCAUCUAAGCAAACCGAUAUUCCAUUGGAAUUGAUCUGCCCAAUCACACAUGAACUCAUGAGAGAACCAGUUACUGCUGAGGAUGGAUUCACAUACGAAAGGGAUGCUAUCCUGAGUUGGUUUGAUCGAGGAAAAGUGACUUCACCAAUGACAAAUGAGGAGCUACCCAACUUGGACUUGGUAGACAAUGAUGAGAUAAAGCAGCAAAUUGACGAGUUUCUAAAGUCAAUUGACUUUGAUAGUUUUAAUGAAUAGGAUCUGAAAGAUCCUUAACAUUUGCCCUUCAGGCCAAAAAAAUGUUAAAUACUCUCCCCUUUAAUGUAUAAAUACGUGUAUCAGAUUUAAACAUUCGAUUUAUUCUACUAAAAAUCGUCCUCAUUUAAUAGUAGUGGUAUUAAGUCUACUUCUACUUCGCGGCAUACCUGGAUCCAAUUUGGCGUGAAAGUCUUGCAAGACCACCUUUUCCUUCAUUAAACAUGUACCAAAAUUAGAGGUUUACAUAUAUGUUAUAUAUUGAUAAGUUUCCUGGUUAGAAAAUUUAUGUGCGAACACUAACAAUCCAUUAAGCCCGAAACAUUUUAGGAUCUGUUUAUAUUUAAUGUUGAAUAUAUGCACAUAUAUCAAUUUUUACAUAAAUAAGCUCUAGACGAGUUCCAGCUUAUCAGAAACUGAUAAGACUGAGAAAAACGAUCAAUGGUUUCAUAGUGCCAUAAAACAGUUGUCGGUCAAUUGCCUAAUAUGGAUAUGUAUUUAUUUCAUUUCUUUUCGAUAUCAAUAUUCACAUACACAUAUACAUUAAAAAUUUUGAGAAGUUUUGUUGGAAGUUGUACAUUGGUUUUGGUUGAUUUGUGAAAAUCCUCUACUUAAUAAAGACAAAUGAUGUGUGAUUGAA
Messenger RNA from Hermetia illucens (black soldier fly), 2348 nucleotides. RefSeq lists its product as uncharacterized. The transcript has 8 exons. Gene Ontology annotation, biological process: protein ubiquitination. Bases 329 to 1711 code for a protein of 460 amino acids. Gene Ontology annotation, molecular function: ubiquitin-protein transferase activity; protein binding. The record is from RefSeq and is a predicted model, not a curated record. Lineage: Eukaryota; Metazoa; Arthropoda; Insecta; Diptera; Stratiomyidae.